Halichondria panicea is the source of this 658-nucleotide messenger RNA. Its product is annotated as small ribosomal subunit protein uS11. NCBI's taxonomy places the organism in Eukaryota, Metazoa, Porifera, Demospongiae, Suberitida, Halichondriidae. Gene Ontology annotation, molecular function: structural constituent of ribosome. The transcript has 5 exons. Gene Ontology annotation, biological process: translation; ribosomal small subunit assembly. Bases 80 to 532 code for a protein of 150 amino acids. The record is from RefSeq and is a predicted model, not a curated record. Gene Ontology annotation, cellular component: ribosome; cytosolic small ribosomal subunit.
GGGGUUUUCCCGAUCACACAUGUUCCAAGAGUUGGAGCAUGCGCAAUAAGCUUUCUUUCUUCUCUUACAACGUACAAGAAUGGCUAAGAGAAAGACUCGUCAGAAGGAGGAGGAGAACAUCCAACUGGGGCCUCAGGUGGCCGACGGAGAGCUUGUCUUUGGUGUGGCUCACAUUUUUGCCUCAUUCAACGACACUUUUGUGCACAUCACUGACCUCUCGGGACGGGAAACAAUCACCCGGGUGACUGGUGGCAUGAAGGUGAAGGCAGACAGAGAUGAGGCCUCCCCCUAUGCUGCUAUGUUGGCUGCCCAGGACGUAGCCGUACAGUGCAAAGAGAGGGGGAUCACUGCAUUGCACGUCAAGCUGCGAGCAACGGGUGGAACCAGGACCAAGACUCCUGGCCCUGGAGCGCAGUCUGCCCUGAGGGCUCUGGCAAGAGCUGGAAUGAAGAUUGGCAGGAUUGAGGAUGUGACACCAAUCCCGUCCGACAGCACAAGGAGAAAGGGUGGUAGAAGAGGACGACGUCUAUAGAGACAUUGCGGUACACUGUGCGUGUCAGUAAAUGGACAGCUCAUAAUUUUCGUUGUGCCGUCUUGUUUAUGAUUGGUUGCUGUUCUGCCACUGUUUACUAAUUUGUUAUUAUUCAGAUAAAAUUAA